This is a messenger RNA of Thelazia callipaeda (thelaziosis nematode), 216 nucleotides long. The record is from the annotation of a GenBank genome assembly. Lineage: Eukaryota; Metazoa; Nematoda; Chromadorea; Rhabditida; Thelaziidae.
AUGCGAGAAGCCUGGGGAUGUGAGAUAGACACAGUAGACCUGCUUGGAAAGAAGAUGGAUGCUACCUGUUUUUACCGUUCUCUAUUUUGGAAUUUGAGAAUGGGGUACUGGGCAAAUGCAGAUGUGGCUAAUGGAAACCCGCAGUUACCGAGAAUGUCUCAGGAUGGUAUACGAGCAAUGCAUUUCCUGCAACGUGUGCCAUGCAAUCGUUCGUGA